CUCUUCCUUGUUUCACAUCGCCUACUGUGUGCCGUUCAACGUACAGAGUAUGAUACGAUCUGCCCAAUCCAUUUUCAGGUUGUUGGGUAAAAACCAGGGAACAGAGACGGCGGUUUUCCACACACCUUGCAACGAAAUUGAACAGGGCGCUUCGCUGAGUUGUAUUUGUGUACCGACGCGGACCAAGACUCCCUAAAGCGCUCGUGUUAGUGCUGCUAGCGACAAGCGUCAUGGCAAAGAAUACAGUGCUGGCCGCCGUUCUGAUCGGCUUUGCUGCUGUUGUUUUCGCCCUUGCAGUAACAGUAAACGCUCAUCCGAAAUGGGCCACUUGCAAGUUAAUCUCCUUUGACCACAAUAUAGAGACAGAAUUCGGACUUUGGAAGAGAUGUGGACAAACUGAUGACGUUUUUUCCCCUGGGCGUAUCUGCCUGAGCUAUCCGAGUGCAUUCCUGAAAGCCACAGCCUCCUUGCGGAGUGCUCAGGCAUUCGGCAUACUGUCUGCUUUGGCUUCCGCUUUGGCCUUGUGCUUGUCAGCUUCGACGGGGUUUCCAAAUCUUUGGCCUGACAACCUCAAGAAGUACGUGGUCUAUGCACCUUGCUUAGGGUUUGGACUUUCAGCACUAUUCUUGGUACUAUGUGCCGGAAGCUUCACUGCUUUCCUUAAAACCGAUCUGCUUGAUGAAUACUGCAAGGCUUCAAGCAUCUACAUCCUGGCGUGGGUCUCCGGUGGUAUUGCUAUGGUGGGUGGCUUGGUUCCGUUGGUUUUCUCCUUCUUCAGGUCUUCAGCUAACGAGGCUAUCCCAGUUCAGCAGUUGGUUAAUAAACCAAUCUGACAGCCAACAUCCAGACAACAUUCGUCUUCAGAGCACGCAAUCUUUAAUACUGUUGUCCUAUGCUCUGGAUUCAUUCCACGUAGAGUAGCGCUGUCAUAGAGCACUGUAUAUUUGCUAACAAGUUGCCUCUGGCGUCUUUCUAUCCUUUUUUCACUUUUUCUCUUCGUCCUUUUCUUCUUCAUUAGCUGUUGGCGAAGACUACCUCGAUUUAGUUUAAGCCCUGUGGAGAAUCCAUAGAUAUCAACAGCACACGGAAAACUUCAUAUGGCUAGGCAUACAUGUAUAGACACCUAACGUGGCCUAGAGGUUGCUAAUCUAACCGGCUUUUUAUUCGCAGUUGCUACAUAUGGUCAUGACGGGUAACUCUACUACACACAGCCGCACCAACUCCUUACCUAAGCAAAAGAAAGAAAAAUACCCUUCCGAAUCCUUCCAAAUCUUUCCAGAUUAUCUCCCAGGAGGGCACCAUCAGGUAUUUCAUUUUUGUAGCCAAGGAUAUUGUUGUGGAUGUGUGCCUUAGAGUAACCAUCAGUUUCUUUCUUUCUCACAUUGUUCAUGUGAUCGGUAAUCUCCCUUGCACUCUGUUGUUUCCUUUCAUUGA
Sycon ciliatum is the source of this 1434-nucleotide messenger RNA. RefSeq lists its product as uncharacterized. Bases 231 to 833 code for a protein of 200 amino acids. Lineage: Eukaryota; Metazoa; Porifera; Calcarea; Leucosolenida; Sycettidae. The record is from RefSeq and is a predicted model, not a curated record. The transcript has 5 exons.